Molecule: messenger RNA, 2636 nt
Organism: Rubroshorea leprosula
Lineage: Eukaryota; Viridiplantae; Streptophyta; Magnoliopsida; Malvales; Dipterocarpaceae
Source: the annotation of a GenBank genome assembly
GGACCUUGGGAAAGCUGCAUCAAGUAUCAACCAACUUGGGCAAGAGUCAUGGUGCCCAUGUAGAGCAUUUAUGUGUGAUUGUUUUCAAUUUGAGAAUUCUGGGUUCUGGGUUGGUAGUGGAUUGCUAUCUUGAGUUUUCUUCAAAAGCAUCUGAUCGGAAUUUUAUUGGAGAAGUAGAGAUUGCUGGGGAAAAUGCAGAAGUUUAAGUACUAAAUUCUAAUGAUGAUCAUAUUGUAAUGGUUGGUACAAAAUUUUGUAUCAAAAUUUGACUAACAUGGUAGCAACUUAAUGCUUUCAUGCCUUUCUCUAAUAAUAUGGUGCCGAACAUUUCAAGUAGAUUUUUCUAAAGAAUGACGUGGGCUCAUAACUCAUGAUAUUUUCUGAACUGAUUUAUGCUGAUUUUUGAGAUUCAAGCUGCUUAUAACAUCCCACUACCUUGUUGCUUAUUGUUGAUUUAUUGAUGCAACAGUUCAAAUGUACAAAACUCUUUCAAGGAUGGCAAUGGAACGUUCUUAAGGCCAGCUUUUUUACCCAGAGGAUAUGGGCUUAACAAUGGCUCAAUUAAGCUCAAGUUGCAAAUUGGUGCUCGGUAUUUCUCAUCUGCAGAGCUCCCUGAGCAUACAGUCCUGGGGAUGCCUGCUUUAUCUCCUACUAUGAGUCAAGGCAACAUUGCAAAAUGGAGGAAGAAAGAGGGGGAUAAAAUAGAAGUGGGGGAUGUAUUAUGUGAAUUAGAGACAGAUAAAGCUACCCUUGAAUUUGAAAGUCUUGAGGAGGGGUUUUUGGCCAAGAUAUUAGUACCUGAAGGUUCAAAGGAUGUGCCUGUAGGACAACCCAUUGCAAUAACGGUUGAGGAUGCAGAAAAUAUCCAGAAAAUCCCUUCUAGUCUUGGCAGUGGGUCAGAAGGUGAGGGGCAGAAAACAUCUCAUCAAGAUGUUGGAAGACUGGAGAAAGUGGAGGGAAAAAGUUCUAUUAAGAUCAAUUCCUCGGAUCUUCCUCAUGUUGUAGUUGAAAUGCCAGCACUCUCUCCAACAAUGAACCAGGGAAACAUCUCCAAGUGGAGGAAAAAAGAAGGAGAUAAGAUAGAAGUGGGUGACGUGAUAUGUGAGAUAGAGACUGACAAAGCUACCCUUGAAUUUGAGAGUCUUGAAGAGGGGUACCUGGCUAAAAUAGUGGCACCUGAAGGUUCAAAAGAUGUGCCUGUGGGACAACCUAUUGCUAUAACAGUUGAAGAUCCAGAAACUAUUGAAACUGUGAAGACUUCUGUUGGUAGCAGUUCAGAGGUUAAAAAGGAAGAAGUAACCCAUCAUGACUCUAAAAAUGAAGUUGGAGAGCAGAAAUCUGGUUUUAAGAGGAUCAGUCCAUCAGCCAAGUUGCUCAUUGCAGAAUAUGGAUUAGAUGCAUCAUCAAUAAAGGCAUCAGGGCUUCAUGGUACUUUGUUGAAAGGUGAUGUCUUGGCUGCAGUUAAGUCAGGAAAAGCAUCUUCUAAAAUUUCUUCAUCCCAUGAUAAGGGAACAUCAUCACCACAAACCCAACCAAAGAAAUCUGCCCCAGCAUUGCUGGAGUCAAAGAGUUCCUUACUGCAGUUAGAUUCUUUCGAAGAUUUGCCCAAUACUCAAAUUCGCAAGGUUAUUGCAAGAAGGUUAUUGGAAUCAAAACAGGGUACACCACAUUUAUAUUUAUCUUCAGAUGUUAUACUGGAUCCUCUUCUUUCUUUUAGGAACGAGCUUAAAGAGAAGCACAAUAUUAAAGUUUCGGUUAAUGACAUAGUCAUCAAAGCUGUGGCAAUUGCUCUGAAGAAUGAACCAGAAGCCAAUGCUUACUGGGAUGCAACCAAAGGAGAGAUUAUUUUGUGCGACUCUGUUGACAUAUCAAUUGCAGUUGCUACUGAAAAGGGUUUAAUGACUCCAAUCAUUAGGAAUGCAGAUCAGAAAUCUAUUUCUUCAAUUUCCUCAGAGGUACAUAUUUCUUUAUUUAAUGACCUACAUUUUGGUCUGGUCAAGCAACUAGCUGAAAAGGCAAGGACAGGAAAGCUUGCUCCUCAUGAAUUUCAAGGAGGAACUUUCAGCAUUUCGAAUCUGGGGAUGUUUCCAGUUGACCAUUUUUGUGCGAUUAUAAAUCCCCCUCAGGCUGGCAUCCUCGCUGUUGGUAGAGGAAACAAAGUUGUUGAACCAGUUAUUGGUGCAGAUGGAAUUGAGAGGCCUGCUGUUGUCACCAAAAUGAACUUAACAUUAUCAGCUGAUCAUCGUGUCUUUGAUGGCAAAGUUGGAGGUGCAUUUCUCUCAGCAUUACGUUCUAACUUCAGUGACAUCCGGAGACUCAUCCUAUAAUUACCUGGAGAAUUUCUGAAAGUUAGUCCUCACCUGUACCAGAAUAGAGGAUGCCUCUGUAAACGUGAGUCGGGAAUAUUUCAAAACUAUGCUAAUUUUUACUUUUUCGAAGGAUUUCCAUUGCUGCAGCAACUUUGCAGUGAACUGAAGUUUUGUGAAUGAAUUCAUUGGUGUUGUUCAGAGUGAACCAAGAACUGAUGUAAAAGUUUCCAUAAUGUUUUGGUUACCAUUUUUCCAGAUUUUGAAGUGGUCUAUUGCCACGGACGGAUACCAAUAAUUAUUAUUAAUCAAUAAAAUAUUUUACAUUAU